Messenger RNA from Acipenser ruthenus (sterlet), 4055 nucleotides. It is a transcript of the gene nek11, whose product is annotated as NIMA-related kinase 11. The transcript has 16 exons. Gene Ontology annotation, molecular function: protein kinase activity; ATP binding. Gene Ontology annotation, biological process: protein phosphorylation. Lineage: Eukaryota; Metazoa; Chordata; Actinopteri; Acipenseriformes; Acipenseridae. The record is from RefSeq and is a predicted model, not a curated record. The coding region runs from base 157 to 1968 and encodes 603 amino acids.
GUGUAAACACACACUGGAUACCGACAGAAAAGCUCAUCAAGUAGGCGAGCUAACACAGCAUGUUGUUUUUUGCUACCAGUACUUCAAAUAACAUCGAAUUGUAAAGACUACAAGUUAUCUUCUACACUUGAGUAGUUAUCUUCUACACUUGAAGAGAUGCCUAAAUUCAAAGAGCUUCCUUCAAAGACAGUCUACGGUUCAGUGCCUACUGCUAUCUGCCCGGGAUGCCUCAUAGCAAAGAGAUAUGCCAUUCAACAAAAACUUGGCAGUGGGAGCUUUGGAACUGUAUACCUUGUGCAGGAUAAGAAGGCUAAAAAAGGAGAAGAACAAAAGGUGCUGAAGGAGAUUUCUGUUGGGGAGCUCAAGCCCAAUGAGACAGUUCAAGCCAAUUUGGAAGCACAGAUGUUGUCACAACUUAAUCAUCCAACUAUUGUCAGGUUCUACACCAGCUUUCUUGAACACAACAGUUUUUGCAUAAUAACAGAGUACUGUGAGGGUAAAGAUUUGGAUUGUAAAAUCAACGAGUGCAAAGAAGCUGGCAAAACAUUCCCCGAAAGCCAGGUUCUAGAGUGGUUCAUACAGCUCCUGUUGGGUGUCCACUACACGCACGAAAGGAGAAUACUGCACAGGGAUCUAAAAACAAAAAAUAUUUUCCUUAAAAAUAAUAUUGUUAAAAUAGGUGACUUUGGAGUUUCCUGUCUCCUCAUGGGGUCGUGUGAUCUUGCCACUACAUUCACUGGGACCCCCUACUACAUGAGCCCGGAAGCUCUGAAUCACCAAGGCUACAACUCAAAAUCGGAUAUAUGGUCACUGGCUUGUAUCUUAUAUGAGAUGUGCUGUCUGGAUCAUGCAUUCACUGGCAAUAACUUCUUGUCAGUCGUUUUGAAAAUUGUGGAGGGGGAAACUCCAUCCCUGCCAGACAGAUAUUCAAAAGAAUUAAAUUCAAUCAUGGAAAGAAUGCUAAACAAGAGUCCUUCAUUAAGACUGUCUGCUGCAGAAAUUCUGAGAGAAAAAUUCAUUGAAGAACAUCUCCAGAAUGUAAAGUGCAUGUUUUCAAGCAUGACACUGAAAGACGAGACACUGGCCUGUCAGAAAGAAGCUGCUCAAAUUAGGAGUGCUUUGCAGAAAAAGGUCCACCUGCAAACCUUGCGUGAGCGGUCAGAGGUGCAGAAAAUGACACCACGGGAGCGCAUGAGGCUACGUAAAUUACAGGAUGCGGAUGAGAAAGCCAGAAAACUAAAGCAACUUGCAGAAGAAAAAUAUCAGGAAAACUACAGACGAAUGCAGGAAUUGAGGUCUCGCAAUUUUCAGCAAAUAAGCGUGGAUGUUCUAAAUAUGUGUAAGGAACAGACUGUGAAGCAGGUACAUCAGACUCAGCCUGUCACUGCCCAGGACUAUAGAUCACUGGGCUACCCUAACCCUUCAGAGAAGGUGCAAACCGACCGGCUGUGCAUGUCAGAACUACUGGAUCAUGAGAUCCCAGAGGACCCCCAGACAGCAGAAGAGUAUUAUUACGAAGACGGGUUUGAGUCCUGCUCUGAUGAAGAAGCUGAAUUUGAAGAUUCAGAAGAACCACCCUUGGAAACAAUGUAUAGAACAUGUGGACAGGACUAUGAUUUGGAAGCAAUGGUGAAGUGUAUGGAGAGUGUCUUGGAUAAUGAAUCUCAUGGUUUUGGGACAGUUACCAGCGUGGCUCCAGCAGUGCCCCUGAGACCGGGAGCGAUCAACAGCACCAUGGCUGAGACCAAGAUGAAACGCAUGAAGGAGUCAAUAAUAGAUAAACUGGGCGCAGAAGUCUUCGUGAAGGUUUAUGAUUACUUAAAGAAAGCAAGGCAGAAGCACGCAAACGAAGCUGAGAUCAAGGAGUACUUGGCGAAGAUCAUGGAAAAGCCCAGUGACUGCUUUGAGGUGGAUCAGCUUCUUUACUUUGAAGAGCAGCUCUUGGCAUCAAAGCGAGAAGAAGCCUAAAUUAAAAAAUAUAUUGACAAUGACCAACCAUACAAGACAACCAUUUUGUGAAGUACUCUAACAUGACUUACUUUCCUUAUAUUACAGAUGGGUCAGUGAAGCAAGAUUUAAUUUAUUACUGCCUUUAUUACUAAGAACAAUCUGUAGAAAAAAGUAUAAGGCAUUAGUGACACAACUAUUUUCCUCUACAGCAGGCCACAUCAGUGAAUGAUGUGCCAUUAAAGUCAGAGGAAUACUGUUGUAGCACAAUGGUUGAUUUUUUAUUUGAAUUAUGUCAUUGUUUAAUUCUUGUGGUAAGUAACUAUCUUUGAAAUAUGCAUGCAUUAAUGCUGUUUGGGAAGGAAGUAUGUGUGAGGUUUGGGGGUUGGUGAUUGCGAUUUGAAUUUUGUUAACUGGCCAGGGUAAAGUCAGAUUUUCAGUUUGACCAUAUGUGUGUCAUUUUAUUGGCCUUCUGAAUCAAGCAAAGUAUACUGUGUUUGUGUUUUUUCUUUUUUUUUCAUUUAGCUGUGAUUUCAAUAUCACACAUUGACCACUAUUUCAGUAAAAGAUGUACAAUAUGCAGCGCUGAUAUGUGGUUAAAAUACAAUGACAAUUGCACAAUACCACUGUGGUUUUCAACAAAAUGGUUUCUAUAAAAAAAAAAAAAACAGACCUGUAUUUUAAUUGUAAAAGGAUAAAGUAUUUGGGAGUGCACUUCUAACAAUAAUGUGUCUGGAAUUAAUAAUAUAUGUGUUUGUGUGUGUAACAUGCCCCUAUGUAUAAUGUACAAGACUGGGCAGCAAUGUGGGUUUUUUUUUUAUUAUUAUUAUUAUGUGAAAGGAUAAUAUACAAUUUUUUUUGUUUUAUUUAAAGUGCUCAAGUUCAUGUUUUUGUCCCCCAGCAAGUUUAUAUUGCAUGUAUUUGUUGUUUUAAUUGGGUUGUUAGAGUCAUUAAUGCAUCUUAUCCUGCACAGAGAAGUCAGUGGCUGCUUUAUUAAAUAAUACAAUUGUAUUUCUCUGGGAUUUAUUAUUAACUUGUAUAAUAAAACAACUGCAUGUAUAGCCAGGUUAUGUGACAUACAGUACUGUAUGUAAGAAGGCAGAAUCCUAAUGGUAGUGCAUCGUACAGCACAGCCCCUUACACUCCUCCUCCCUUAAGUCCUCUGCAAUCAGCUGCAGCCUAUCCAAGGGAAAGCCCAUCGUGCCACCUGAGUGACAGAAGUGGAUGGGUGUGAACCAGCAACCACACUGCCCAAUCAAAGGUCUUAACCUCUGUACAAGAGAGCCAGGCUUGUUUGCAGUUAUAUAGCGUUAAACCUGAUACCACCUGAAAGCCAUGGCUUGAAAAAAGACUAUUUCAAAACCAAAUGUUAAAUACUACCUAGCUGUGAUUAGCUGUGAUCAGCAACUUAUGGGUAUUGCAAGACCAGUUUGAGGAAAUUAGUACGUGAUAUCAUCCCUAAGUCAAAUAUUAUGCUUAUUCAGAACGGGCUUAAGUAUGUAAAUAACAGGUUUGUGUGUUUUUAAUUUCCAGGUUUAUUAAUUUGCUUACAUUGCAUAGCAGUUACCAGUGUGAUAGGAAUAUAUAUUAUGUUUUCUGAAUUAAGGGCACCAUCUGCUAAAGUGCAUCUUGACAUUGGCUUCCCUGACAUGAAUUUCAUUAACUGGCCGAGGUAAAGUCAGAUUUUCAGUUUGACCCUAUGUGUAUCAUUUUAUUGGCCUUGUGAAUUAAGAAAAGUAGAUUUUUGGGUCCAAUUUGAACAGUAAAAUGAAAGUAAUCUUAAAUAAAUCCUUUUUUGAAUCUAAAGCAAGACUUGGUCUGGUAAGCCUUUUAAAAUUGUGUUUACGUGCAUCCUACCAAAGUGCAGGUAGGUAACUGACAUUUUUAAACCAAGGCCAUAUUAUUUAAGUGCAUAACAUUCAACAGGAUUCUCAAUAUGAAGGUUUUGUAAAUUUGUUUCGUGAGGGGUACAUCGCCCCUUAUUGCAUUUGAUUCAUUUGUUUCCCUUAUCUCCACCCUUAGAAUUACCCCUAGUCAAUAGGGGGGUCUAUUGCCUUGUCUAGUUGGCCAGCUGGUGGAUCAUCAAUUCAAGUGGAUUUGAGGCAAUG